UAGCCCAUUCAAGUUACGCGUGCCAGCUAUUGAAGAUGAGGUUGCCGAGUAUCCAGUCUGUUUCCGUUGUAUGAUAUUCUUCGCAGCCAUACCAGGCCGCAAUCGGAGCGCAAGGAUGACAUGCAUCCUGCUCUCUCGACCUGAUACCCUGGAAUGUACACAGUGCAGCUCGGGUAGCUAGGGUGUCUCCAACUGGAUGCGCCCUCUCCUGCACAAGAGUCAUGGGUAGCGUACUGGGCACCUUCUCGUUUUCGCCGAUCGGUGAAGGAAAUUUGGACUUGACAUGAAUGGGGUGGCCCAUACCCUGGGCAUACUUACCGGAUUGCACUUAUACUCAGGCAAUCUGCACGACUGAGUCCCCUAUCACACUGUUCCAGCUUCCAUCCAGAGCUCCUUCCUGUUUAUUCUGUCUCAUUCCAUCCAAGCAAGGGCAUGGCUCUCAGUGUCGAAAAUAUAGAGAAAGCGGAGGUAUGCGAGGUAGUCGUCUCGCCCAUCGACCUCAGCAAGGGUUCCGGAUAUGUUUUAGAUGCAUCCGCAAGUGGUGCGGAGCUGCUAAAAAAGACCACUGAUGGGAAGACCGUCCUAAUACCUCAACCCACCGACGAUAAAGCCGAUCCCCUAAACUGGUCAAAAUACAAGAAACAUGCAAUUCUCCUUGUGGUAUCUGCCGCAGCAUUCCUGCCCGACUUUACGUCCGCGAUUGGAGCUGUCGCAUUGGUACCUCAAUCCGUCCAGUACGGUAAGGUACCAGACGGCAUUAUUCCAUCUCUCGCGGGGAAUAUCUUUAUGCUCGGCGCCGGUGGCGUUCUAGUAGUCCCUGCGAUGGCCUACUUUGGACGUCUUCCAGUCUUGUUCUGGUUUAUUCUCAUGGCGCUUUGGUCAACGGCCUGGUGUGCUGCCCCAGCAAACUUUGAGCAGUUCAUGGCUGCCCGAAUUAUCAACGGGUUCUUCUCCACAGUUGCACAAGGAGGUGGAUUGAUCUUCAUCAACGACAUCUUUUUCGUUCAUGAGCAUGCUCGGAAAAUCAAUAUUUGGUCCUCCUUCAUCAUCAUAUCGCCUUACCUCAGCCCUCUAAUAACAGCGUUCAUUAUCGAGAAGCAUGAAUGGAAUUGGGCUUUUUGGCUAGCGACCCUCCUUCAUGGCCUCUGUCUCAUUGCUAUCGUGUGCAUUGGUGAGGAGACUUACUAUGAUCGACGCAUUCCAGAAGACCAACAACCUGCUCAAUCCUCACGCCUGAAGCGUCUCGUUGGCGUCGAGCAAUGGAAGUCUCGAGAGCGUCGCAACUCCUUCGUCGGUGCCUUUUCACGGCCUGUCCUUGCCAUUUGCAAGCCCGUUGUGCUGAUCUGUACGAUCUACUACUUUCUCAUUUUCGCGUGGACAGUUGGCGUUAAUACUACGCUUAGUAUCUUCCUCCAACCGCUAUACGGCUUCGGUGGGACUCAGCUUGGGUAUUUUUAUUUUACAGCCGUUGUCGCGGGCAUACUCGGUGAAGUGACAGGUCAUUGGCUCCAUGAUUAUAAUGCUUCGUUUUGGAUGCGUCGCAAUAAGGGGGUUCUCGAACCGGAAGCUCGACUUUGGGUUCUCUGGAUAGCCACCCCUUUCAUGGUUGCCGGCCUCAUCCUGGUCGGCUUUGCGUAUCAUAACGUCUACCACUACAUGGUCGUCGCAUUUGGUUGGGGCAUCAACGUCUUUGGGAUUAUGAUCAGCACUGUCGGUCUCAAUGCCUACGUCCUCGACUCGUACCCGAAUGCGUCUGGAGAGGUCUCAGCUUGGCUGAACUUCGGGAGAACUACUGGAGGUUUCAUGGUUACGUAUGUUCAGAUUCGCUGGGCUACGAAGAUGGGUCCGCAAAACAGCUUUUCUAUCCAAGGAUCGAUUGUUGCAGCUGCGUUCUUCCUUAUCGUUGGACUCCAAGUUUGGGGAAAGAGACUGCGGAAGUGGGGUGGCGAGCUUAAAUUCCAGACCAACUAAAGAGGAAGCCCACCACUUGAGAUUGACGUACUGUUACAUCCUACCAAUUUCCCCUAUGUCGGACUGCUCCCUCCAAAGGCGCCUUAGUCUCUAUGGAUUGGAAAUUCAGUUCAAUGGCAACGACCCUGG
Molecule: messenger RNA, 2100 nt
Organism: Lindgomyces ingoldianus
Lineage: Eukaryota; Fungi; Ascomycota; Dothideomycetes; Pleosporales; Lindgomycetaceae
Product: putative MFS transporter
Exons: 4
Coding region: 433-1971 (512 amino acids)
Biological process (GO): transmembrane transport
Molecular function (GO): transmembrane transporter activity
Source: RefSeq, a predicted model, not a curated record